CCUGAUUUCAAACCAUAACGAAAGAAACAGUCACAAAGAAGAAAAGAGUCUAAUCGUCGUUUCAAUCGAUUUCAGUUAACAUUUUCUGAACUAAGAAACAAGUGUUCCCUACUUUACAGAGUAUUGCAAAUCUACAUACAUUUCCAGAAUGGCGGCUUGCUGGAAUGUUAUUAAUACUGAGUGGGAUCCAGAUCAAGAGACUGUCAAUUUUGGUACAAGGCAGUGUGUUGUAGUCGAUUCAGCUAUCUUUGAUGUUGUUACAUUGGCCACAGUAGAAUGCACCAAUCCUGGGACAAAGUCGACACCCACGAAACCAAGAGUCAAUGGAAGCAUGUGGGAACAAUUUACAGUUCUGGCAGUUGAUAGCUAUUGCCAUAUUCUCACCGACAACUGCCAGACUGUUUUAAAAAGUUUCUCUUUGGAUUCAUUCCUAAAUUGUUUGGGCUGGUCUUUGGAUGGAAAAUUCCUGUUUAUUGUCACAGAAGGAGGCUUCAUGAGUGUAAUCUACAUUCCAGACAGCUUGCUGCUUGCAACUAUGCCUUUGCCAAACUUUAGUAUUCCAAACCAGGCAGUUUACAUUACCGUAAGAAAGGAUGAAGUUCUUCUCCUCAAUAGCAGUGGGGUUUUGUUGAGAUUAAGCAAUUUGAAUCUUGAAAGUCUUGCAACAGCCUUGUCCAAUAAAAAUGGACCAAAAGCUCAAGAAAUUCAGAGUGCAAUGAAACAAGAAGUUGUGGAAUGUUUACUAAAAACAAAGGUAACAGCUGCAACAGUAAUUGAUUACUUAAACGGCGAUGCCCUUCUGGUGAUUGGUAGUAUUCACGGAAUUUUCCUUUGGGAUUUUACGAAAAACGUGAUUGUUACUGGUGCACCUUUGAGCUGUAUCUUACGGCAAAUUGAAGCAACUAGUUGCAGCAAGUUCAUAAUCGCACUGGACGAUGAGGGUCGAUUGAUUUGCUACGACGUCGAUUUUCUUUUGCCUGUUUACUACAUUGAAUCGAACGGGCAAUUUGUGUUUCUUGAGCUUGAUAAAACGACCAAGCGCAUUUUGACCACAGACUUGUCCGAUAUGGAAAAUCGAUCGAUCAUAAUGAGAUCAUUCAAAGGAUAUGAGAUAGAAUAUCGAGUUCUUGUAAGCGAUUUCUGCUAUUUGAUUUCGUCUUCAAGUAAGCAGAAUGACAUCAUGUUUAUUGAGGGUGCACGUGACAGGGACGGAAAUGUAACUACUUUGCGAAUAAGGAAAAUGGCAGAAGGACGACCAAUUGAUAGGUUAAGACGAUUAAUCGCGCGAGGGAGAUUUGACGAAGGGCUUCACUUUGCUCAAAAUUUCGACUUGGAUAUGCAACUAGUAUACACCGCUAAAGCCACCCGGCUCUCACAUGAAUUAUCUGUUUGGGCAAAUACGAAGCCGGAAGUAAUUUCUGGCAAAUUUAAGGAUUUCAUCGACACGUUAGACUGCAUUACUGAGCUUCGGUUCGUGGUAGAAAGUUGUUUGAAAUGCGCCCCUACUACCGUUGAGUACAUCCGUAGUUCGCUCUCAUAUGCCAGGAAAAGACUAAAUCUAAACAAAAACAAGGACGAAGAAUGUGAGCGGGUACCGUACAUUUUGGAAGUGUGUAACGUCCAAGAGAAGCUCGAUACGUUCGAAUUAAUCUACGGCCAGAACUUGAUCCAAUAUUGGUAUACUAUCGACAUGAAGGAUAUGUUCAACACUCUAAUAGAGAUUUUAAACCUGGAAGAAAUGACCAGUGCUCUAAUCCUGUGGCAAAGGCAUAGUGUUGAAAUUGUCACUGAUCCUGCCUUCGGAGAAGAAGAAACGUUUCAACUUCUUGGAAGUAUACCUUCGGAUAUGAAUUCGACCAUCCUUCUACCUUGGCUUCAACACGUUUUGCCAAGUUUGGUUCAAUUUGACAGCGAACGCAUUCCACUGGUGAUUGACUGGAUCAUCAGAAAAGCUGCUUCUUUCGAAAGUACUGAAAGACAAGAAUGGCCCCGAAAUGCCCUCAAAUUCACCGACAUUUUGCUAACGUCUUUAAAGAAAGUGAGUGAUUCCCCUGAUGGCCCAAUGGCACCACUAUUUGAUUCAAUCCAAGAACUCAAGGAGAUGGUUGUACUGAAUGAAAAUUACAAAAUUCCUAUUACCUUCAGCAAAUUUACUCAGGAGAACAAGUUGGCUACAAUCAUUCUCCUGUUGAAUUGGCUGCCGACAGCUGCAGACGUUGGUCCGUUUUUGGAUGUGUUUCUGUUGCCAUUUAUGCGUCGACGAGCCAUGGACAUUGAUGAGAGCAUAUUUCACUACAUCUUGAAUUUACUUCACAACUCUGUGAGUUGGUGGCAUAGUGGACAAGCACAAUGGGAACAAAUUGUUGCUACAUUGAUCACUUACAUUAAGAGUAUUGAGGUCCAAGCCAAAUCCAUACUUGCUGCACUUUGCCAAGCCCCCGUGCCUUGGAGUUCGACAGUAACAGAACUUGCAGAGAAAGGGAAAAAGCUUGAACAUCCGCUAGCCGAGAAAAUUAAAGAAGAACAUUCCAUUGUUCCCCUUAAAACGGUCUUACGACACUACAAUAUUCAUGUCUUCGAUUUGACUGAUACGCUUCUCAUGAAUUGCAUCGUGCGGAAUAUUCUGAAGCAACAAACAAAGGACUGCCUCGAACACGCACUCACUGUGGCAAUGACAUCGAAUGCAAUCGCUGAAAAUAACGUACGCACGACCUACCUUACAAGUUUGAUGUGCAGUGACAAGCAUGAUCUGAUUGUAGAGACGCUAGGUCAAAUGUCAAACGAUGAACGAGCUGACUGUUGCCGGAAGCUCAUGUUUUUUAUUGAAGGCUCUGUUAAUUCAUACGUUAAAAAGCCUAAUCAGAUGACUCAAAAGCGAGCUGAUGCUUGCAUGAAUUGUCUCAACGGAAUUUGGAAGAGUUACACAUCAACAAACAAACAACAAAUCGUCAGUAGUUGGACUGAUCGUAUUUCAGAUUUGAGAAAUGUACAUCGUCUAAUGUCUCACGGUGUGGCUAUAUCUACGAACAGCUACUGUUACCUGAAAGAGCGGCAAAAUACUUUGCGUAAUUUUUGCAAUUUUCUCAUUGAGAAGGAAGUGAUGGACUACACGGAGCUGAACAGUGUUGCCCACCUCUUGUCGCUUCCCGAGUCAUUUGCUCUACAAGAACAAAUUCUGUGUGCACGGUCGUCUGGAAAAGACGAAGUGAUGGUGACCUGUUCACAAAGGUUGUUAGUUUGCCUUGCAGGUACAGAAAUGGCCGAAGCUUGUUACUUAGCAGCACAGUGUUUGAACCAAAGUAGCCACGCUCACGAUACGAUUGAACUCCAGAGUCAACUAGCCGCUAAAGCUGCAACAUACUGUUCAAGUGAAUCUUUGAUGGAUCCCAGUGAACUUUGCUGCCUGGUGAAUUUAAGGAAUCUCAUUCUGAAGCGUUCCUCGGCAGUUGGCACACCUGACAUUUACAGCAGCAUUUCAUCUUUGGGAGUUUAUCAAGAUUUUACAACACCCAUUCUCAAUCGCGAUAUUAUGAAAUAUCUCUCUACAGCUCAAGCUCGAGUAUUGCCAUGUCUUGAACUUACCAAGGGAACCAAUUCGAUUGUGGGUCUGUCAGCCCGAGUCCAAAUUUCAGAAGCAGCCGAGGCCUUGCGGGAGUUUGCCAAAGAAUGUCUUGGUGUAAUCCAGGUGUUGCGGGGCUGUCGACAGUUGAUGCCUGCUCUCUAUUUGGCGUACGCCUCGGACUCGCUAGUUCAUCUUAUGUUUCUUCAGCUACCUAAUCUGGAUUUGGUGGCGGUAUACAAUAAGACCAUCUCCAAGCAUUUUGACGAGCUAUCUUCCCAACUUCUAGUUCGAGUGAUGACUGCAAAUCGACCUGAUAUCCCAGAUAUGGCACUAGCUACUUCAUGCCUUUUGAUUCUGGGACCCACCGAAGGCUUUAAAUAUCUUGUGGAUCUUGUUAAGCGUUCCACAUCUGAUCGACGUCGGGUUUUCUACAUUGGAUUUCUUGGCCGUUUGCUUUUUAAACUUGCGGCAACAGGCGGCGAAGAAGAAGAGUUUUUUGAUUCCGUUAUCCUUCGCUGUCAUUGGAGUAUGAAGCUUGCACCUUUCGGGAUUCACGUCCAGAUACCGCCAGUCGACGAAAUGCUACCAAUUAUGGACACUUUGGUUACUUUAGAGGACGUUCCACUCGAACUGAUAAGCUCAUUUUGCUCGAAUUUCCCUUUAAAUCUCAGUGCGGCGUAUAUUUCUAGAGCACAGUAUCUGAUCGUAUCCACGGAUGCUACUAAUAUGAAGGGAAGAAUUGGCAAAAUCCACGAUGUUUUGUCUCAGCUGGCGCCAAUCGAAGUUCAAAAACUGGUUCAAAGUGUACGCUGCAAAGUCAGUCCUUAUAACUAUGAACUGCUCUCCUGCUUAUUGGGAAUUCUGUAUGACCUGCAACCUGAUGCGCUAGAAGUCAAGACAAUGCUAGAGCUAUUGGAGUUCCUGUCUUGCUAUGAAAGAUCCGUUCCACCAGGAAUCAUGGAACAACAGACUUCAUUUUAUCGACUUCCUGGUUCGGAUGAAUGGCCCCAAAAACGUUUGCCCAUGUACUACCAGAUUGAUUCCAGCUUGGCUAAAAACAUCUACUAUGAAGAAUUUCACAUUUCCAACUGGACUAUUUGGUUUAAUUCACCUUCCCUUCUACCAAUCAACCGCGACGAAAUUUGUAUGAUGGCGGUCAACAAUACUGUUAAACGCUAUAACAAGGAUUAUCUAGAUCAGGCCCAAGUUGAGUCCGUAUUCCACAAAAUCAAACAAUGUUUAGAUUGUAUUAGUACUGUUUCUCGGGCUGCAGCUUGCGCUGGAGAUAUUACACAAAGACUGACCACUAGCCCUGAAAAUUAUUAUGCCGCUGAAUUACACAUGCAACAGUGCGAGAAAUGGAAGAACGAAAAUGAUCCGUCAGGUGUUGCCGCCUACAAUAAAAGUGUCAAAGUUCAUCAAAGGGUUCAAACUGAAGAGAGUUUGGCAUACUUUAAGUUGUGGAACAAGCGACAUGAAACACUGACUCCAUAUCCUGAGCGUCUCAUUCGUUCUCUGUUUGAAGACUGUGGCACUCCUGAUCGGUUUCAAGAUAUUAAUUCUGCAGCAGAAAAUAUUUGCCAAAUAUUUAACUUGAAUCUGAAGGUUCUAAAGCAUUCAAUGAUGCAAGAAUGGUUGCCUAUGAUUGAACAAUAUCAGCAAGAAGAUUUUUAUCAACCUUAUGGAAUGGAAUCAAAUGGAGCUGCACAAGAUUUAAGUGUUGAAUUACAAAAUAAGCAAAAUUUGGAACGCGUGAUUUGCUUGUUGAGCGGUUCUGAUUACGUUUCGUGGGUCGCAUAUCUCCGUGAAAAAGCUUUAAACGACGAAGAACGUCCAGCUGUCCGAAUGAGGGCUUUAACGGCUCUGCAAGCUGCUUUAACUGAAGAUCAAAUGAUGGAACACAUGGAACUCCAUUCCUACACUUUAAAUUUACGCAUUAAAGUAUUAAACUUCUUGAGUCGCCUUGAAGUUCUGGGUUUGGUUUAUAAGGAAGACGAAUUUGAAGUGACAGAUAAAGCAGAUUUGAUUCGCGCUUUACUUCAGAGUGGAGCUAGUACUCAGCGUUGCAUUACUUUGGCCAUGGAUCUGGCAACUUGCAACAUUAUUCAAGAUGCUGAUAUUUGGUCCAGUAUUUUAGAGCGAGUGGUCAAGUUCAACCUGCUCGAAACGGCUCAUUCUCUCAUCAAAGAUAUUUCAGAGAUUCGAUAUUUAUGGAUCAAUCCAGUUAUGGCACCUGUAUGGAACUUAAUCUUACAAGCGCCAUUCAAGCAAAAUAGCAGUGAUGUAAACUGCUGCAUUUCCGCCCUCGAGAUGCUGUGGAGUUGCCCAAUUCUCGAAGAUAUAGAUUUGGAUUCUCUUGAAAAGUGCGUCCUCAACCAUGAUUACCCAUAUUUGGCCGCCUUACUAUUGCCAUUCAUCAGAAAUAAGAAACGGUUAGACUUAAUUCAGAAAUUGCAAGGUUUUGGGACAUCAGAGAUUUUAGAAAAGAAACUAUUCGAAAAAUGUCCAACAUUUCCUUAUCUAAAUCUAAUCAAAUCACUACUUUCACACAACUCAUAGUCGGGAAUCAGGACUCAAUUCAGUGAUUCUUAUUGUUAUUGGGUGUGCUGAAAUCCAAAAUUCAGAAAAUAUAUAAUCAAAUAUUAAAUUAAGGCCUAAAGGAUUUUUGUUUUUU
Daphnia pulicaria is the source of this 6236-nucleotide messenger RNA. RefSeq lists its product as uncharacterized. NCBI's taxonomy places the organism in Eukaryota, Metazoa, Arthropoda, Branchiopoda, Diplostraca, Daphniidae. The coding region runs from base 149 to 6121 and encodes 1990 amino acids. Gene Ontology annotation, cellular component: kinetochore microtubule; cytoplasm; RZZ complex. The transcript has 24 exons. The record is from RefSeq and is a predicted model, not a curated record. Gene Ontology annotation, biological process: mitotic sister chromatid segregation; mitotic spindle assembly checkpoint signaling; protein localization to kinetochore involved in kinetochore assembly. Gene Ontology annotation, molecular function: small GTPase binding.